AUGCUGAAGAAUGAGAUCGAAGAAGAGAGCCAGUACAAGCGUUUCCGUACUUUCUUCAAGCUUCUUCUUGUGCUGUUCUGUGUCACAGCUGCCGCAAACAGCAUCACCUCCGGGAUUAUGUCGCUCGAACAAGACAUCCUGACUGCAGAGAAGCGGAAUGAAGAAGGAAACUUGCUGUACAGAAACAAGAGAUUUGACGAAGCAUGCUCACAAUAUAGCGAUGCAAUUGUCCUGCUUGAGCUGCAUGCGCAACAAACUCAAGAAGCUCACCAGCAUCUCUGCAAAUACCUGAGCAAUAGAGCAGCAGCAUAUCUUGCUUCAGGAUACGAUGCUGAAGCUGUCAAAGAUUGUACAUCUGCUCUUGCCAUGGAUCCUAUGCUGGACAAGGCUCUUCUUCGAAGAGGCCUGGGCCUUGAAAGUCUUGGAAGACAUGCAGAAAGUCUGCAAGAUGUCGAGGCUUUGCUGAAGCGAGCAGAUUGGGGGUCGCCAAUUGCAACGAAGGGACUGGAGCUGAAAAGAAGACUUCAGCGUGUUUUGAACCAGGUCACCUCCAAUACUCCACAUCUCGUUCCUCAUGACGAGCGAUAUAGGAGAAGAACUCAGAGGAACAACCGAUUCUUCGUCUUAACUUCCGCACUUUACCGCCAUCGGAAGUUUCAAAGGAAAUUUGAGUACAUCACAAAUGUUUAUGAUAUUUACUGGAUAAUUGUACAGUCGGACCUAGCCUGCAUAGAAGUGUCAAUGAUCGGCGAUGAUCCAGAAGUCAAACUCGAAGUCAAAAAUGACAACAAUGUUGGAAGUAUCACUCCCUUCAGCACGGGGCUUGCUGGAUGCAUGAGCGGAAGGGGAAUCGACUUGCCUCAUCUUGACAGCGCAGUCGUGAUACUGGAGAAUCCAGAUAGUGGAAUUCCAGGAAAGAUCUGGGAUGGUGGUCUUAUCCUAACAGAAUAUUUGUCAUCCAGCAGCCAUGAGGUCCAAGGAAAAUCCUGCCUGGAGUUGGGAGCAGGAACAGGAAUUGUUGGCGUUAGCUGCUAUUGCCUUGGAGCCGCACGUGUCACCAUCACGGAUCUUCAUGAGCAUGUCUGA
Guillardia theta CCMP2712 is the source of this 1086-nucleotide messenger RNA. RefSeq lists its product as hypothetical. The record is from RefSeq and is a predicted model, not a curated record. Lineage: Eukaryota; Cryptophyceae; Pyrenomonadales; Geminigeraceae. Gene Ontology annotation, cellular component: mitochondrion; cytosol. The transcript has 13 exons. Gene Ontology annotation, molecular function: heat shock protein binding. The coding region runs from base 1 to 1086 and encodes 361 amino acids.